GCUGAAUACUGCAAAUUUUCGAGCGUCUGCAGCGUUUAUUUUUAUUGCCGAUGAAAUUGUAAUUAGGCUGCAAAUAGUUUGUGCUGCAAGAAACAAGUGAAUUUAGUAUACAGCACUCAGUGAUUUGCAGAUAGGGAUGUUUUUUGUAUCUGCCAAGGAUUGCUAAAGAGUUGUGGCAGUGGCUGAGAUUGAAAAGAUUGCCGCUCAAAAACUGGCGCAAUUGAAAUCGAGGUUAUGUUGUUGGACGCUACAGAGUAGGUAAUUUGUGUUUCGAGAUGGUACAGCAUAAAAGCCAAACGCUGAUCCGCAUCGUGAGUGUGGAUCACUACAUGAGCAAACCGGAUCCACAGUUCGAUGCGUGCUAUUCGGAAUUCCGCGGCUCGGACAUUAAGCAAGUGCCGGUCAUUCGAUUGUUUGGCUCGACCUCCGAAGGGACGCAUAGCUGCGUCCACAUCCAUGGGGUGUUUCCAUACUUUUACAUCCCUUACGAUGGUUCCAUUGCCGACAAGCUGGCACUGGACCAGAAGAUCUAUCAACUGGCUUGCGCUCUGGAUAAAGGUAUAAACGUUUCGCUCGGCCGCUCGUCGUCCCAGGCGAAGCACAUCUUCAAGAUAGUGUUGGUGAAAGGAAUUCCGAUCUACGGUUACCAUCGCAACCCGCACCACUAUUUCAAGAUCUACAUGUACAAUCCGUAUCUAGUACGAAAUGCUACCCAGCUGUUGAUGAACGGAACCAUCCUUUCGGGAACGUAUCAAGUUCACGAAACGCACAUACCGUACAUUCUGCAGUUCUUCAUUGACUACAAUCUUUACGGGAUGAGUUUUUUGGAGCUGAACACGACCGGACUGCGGCAGCGAACAAAUGAUGCCGAUAGCGAUAGCAAUAUCCCACCGAAAAUGUCCACAUCCGAGUACGAGAUAGACGUGCUUGCAUCGGACAUCCUGAAUCGAGAGCCUGAGGACAAGGCCAAGGACAACGGCGAAUUUGCUAACCCAGGCAUAGCUUCCAUCUGGAAGGACGAACAAACGCGAAGACAUUUGCUCGGUUUGGAGCAACCGGAGCGCAUGAAUCUUUCGCAGGACAGUGGUCCAGAGCAGGAAGUAGUCACUGAAAGCGAUCGAUUCUACCGGGUGCGACUGCUGGCAAAGCUGUCGAAAGACCACACUUCCAGCUUAUCGAUGGAGAAUCAACGAAAGCAACCUACCUCAGCCUAUCCGUCAGAGGCAAGCGAAGGCGAAAUGCUGUUGGAUGCAUCGCACAUUGAGAAUCAUGCACGCCCUAGCGCUGGACACAGCAACGAGAGUUUGUACGAUUCGCAAAUAAGUUAUCAUUUUGAUGCAUCGAUGGUGGUGGUGGAUGAGGAGAAAAUCAUAUCCAUGUCACAAAAUCCAGAUGCAACUCUCGGAGAGGAGGAUUACAAUUUGCUGGAAAUAAUGCGGAACCUGGAAGACCAGGAAGCUAAUAACGUUGAGAGCGACUGUCUGUUGGCACCGAUGACCCAGCAGUCGGGCGAAAGUAAUCGCAGCAUCAUUCAAGCCAACUUGAAUUUGUCACAAGCCAACAAAAAGCUAAACGCUUCCAUGUACGGAGAUCUGGAGGCGGUUUGUCUGAUGUCCGACCAAACAGAACGGCGUACGCUCGAUCCGGACGAUGUUACCUUUGAUUCGGACGAUGAAUUUUUGCUCGACUUUUCUCAAAAGCAAUCCUGUGCUGGAAGCAGUGAACUAAUGGCUGAGGUGAACAAAUUCUUCAGUGAUAGCGAUGGUGACCUCCUGUCCGGUGGUCUCAUCCCACAACUGGACGGUAACGACGACUCCUUCAAAUCGACCACAUCAAAGCGAACUAGACCGGCGGCUAGGAAGGAUUCGCCAUCGACAAAUAGCUCAUCGGCUAAAAAGAUCCGCAUUGAUUUAACUCAACCUGUGGCGCGCAAAUCUUUAACGCCACGCCGAGUAACGUUCGCGCUAUCCCCGGAGGAGAAAAACGAUGAGCGCACCAAGCGUGCUCUGAAGGCAUUUGAAGAAUCGUCACCGAACACACUGAAGCCAUUUGAAAUAAGGAUUCCAAAAUUGGGGCUGAUCAAGAAAUCUAUUCUGUUCACCAGCCGGAAUCGUAGCUCACCGAAGUCUGACACCACUGAUGAAUCUCACAAAACGAUUAAAAAUCUGCACGUGUGCAUAACAAAGUUGGAUCCUGCCGCUUACGAUGUAAGCCAGUCAUCGACUUCAUCGGGUGAUCGAUACGAACAGGCUCGAACGUACGAUCUGCUGCACAACUACGAUCCGCUGGAGGGCCCGUCGACACCGAAAUCAGAGCGUGUGCGAAGAAAGAACUCAACCUCCAACAAGAAAGGACAACCCAAGCCGAAGAUGAUGAAGCUGGACGAGGAGCAGCAGAUUGAGCUGAUUCUUUCGGAAAGGUUUAAGAACAUCGUACGCCUUUCUCCAAAGGUGUUGAUAAAACCAUUGCUCCUGAACGAAAAACCCGCAGUCAAUAGUGAACUUUCACUGGACGCGUAUUCAUCGCCACGUAAGAUGCACCCUGCAGAUGAUGCUCUGCAAAAUGACAAAGUUGAUGUUGCAGGAUGCAAUGAUGCUCCUGCCGAAGAAUCUCAGUCUCGAACGUCUGAUGCGGUCGCCGCGUCUACUCUAUCAACCGAACCGGUAGAGAAAGCUGUACCAGCAACUGAUUCAGAGUCAAGCUCGGAUUCGGUUAUAAAACCAACCCAAGAGCAAACGGUGGAAAGCGAUGGAAUGGAUGUUGAAUUUUCGUUGCCUACCAACAGCGAUCAUUGUGACACGGACUGCGAAAUCAUCAGCACUUCGAAUGCGCAGAACAUUCUCAAUUCAGCGAAAGACAAAACCACGGACCUUGACCCAAUCGUCUCGAUUCCGGAUGAGGAUUGCGACGAUAUACAGAUGAUCACGCCAAGUCUACUGGAAGAGACCGCCAUCGCGAAUCUGUUCGAGGAUAACGAUGGUGCUUUGCGAGCAACGAUCGAUCUUUCCGAUGACGAGAGCGAGACACAAGCUAAGCCGGCUGUGAAUAUUAGCAUACAACUGGAUGGAGUUGACGAGCUGAUGGACGAAGGCACGGACGCGCAACGGCAACCUGAAGCAAGGGACGAUCCCGUCGAAGUCGAAGAGUCGGAAGAGGAUAACCCAAACAUACAAAGCUUCUGCGAACGAACGCUUGUGUGUGAGCUGGACGACAUAAAUUCCGAAUCCGACGAUAGCUGCCUUGGUGGAGCGUCAAACAAAGAAGAUGCGGAACAGGACAAUCAGCCCAUCACGAUAUCGUUGGCUGCGCCGGCACCAACGCGUGAGGAUGCACAACGGGCAAUAGAUAAGUUCGAAAUUCCUGCCACCAUCAAUCCGACACCGUUCUAUAGCGACCCGGCCGAUGUAACGGGCCGGAAAGAAGUGGGGCAUACGGUUUUAAACAUUGCGGGAAACAGUUUGAACGAUGUGGAAGAAUUUUCCAGUACAAUUGUGGGACUCCGAUCGCUCAAGCAUUUGCGAUACGAAAACCUGCAGUGCACGUUCGGGGAAGGCAUAAACGACGUGAUAGGGCCGAUCGGGCCAAAUGGUCCAAAUUCCGACCGCAUGAAGGAGUUGCUAGCAUCGGAAGGGUCUGUCAGAAUUAGCCCGGCGGAACUUCCGCCUAAUCGAAGCGAAGCGAUCGCUUGGAUCGACGUCAGAUGUCGACAGCGACAGGACGUUGAGCCGGUCGCAGCUAUUGAAUCGGACAGUCCCAUAAAGGUGAAGGCGGCGGAAACGAUCAUGGCACUAGACGAUGAUGGCGAAGCACAACCGACCAGCCUAACAACCGCAAAGAUUGACCUUGAAUCUUCGCUCAAUCUUAGUGUUUUGGUUGGCCACACCCAAGUAACCAGUAACGGAGCAGAUGUGGCAUCAAAACCUGUUUCGCAAACCAUGACGAAAAGCGCUUUAAACGCACCGAGUGGCACCACAAAUGGUGCCAAGGUCAUGGAAGCGGAUGGCAUGAGCUCCCGAGCAAAUAAACCCCCAACCUUGGAAGACGAUGUCGCACUUUCCCAGGAGGAACAAGUACAACUAGGCCAAGAAGAUCGAGGCUCCUCGCCCAGAAUAGUAGCGUCGGAUCAAUCGGACUUGAUCGAACAAAGCAAUGCGGACAUCUCAACGGCCACCCCGAUCGACAACACGUUCGGGUACAAAGUGGGGUCCGAAAACUUGCAGGACGCCAAAGCCAAGUGUGAGUUCAACUAUCUGACAAUAAUGUCGCUCGAAGUGCACGUGAAUACCCGUGGCGAUUUGCGGCCCAAUCCGAGCACGGACCCUAUUGCGGCCAUUUUCUACCGCAUCCAUAAUGACGUUCCAUCGGACCAUCCGAAGGCAUCGUCCGUUUGUGGGAUCAUACUGAAUCGUGACCAGGCACAGGUCGCAGAGAGUGUAGCGCAUGAAGCUGCCGGCGGUAAGAUGUGCUUCAAGUACAACCAAUCGUCAAACGUAGCGGACGUCGUGACGGUGUCCGGAGAGCUGGAACUUUACGAAAAGUUUCUGCUGCUCAUUUCCUUCUGGGAUCCGGACAUAUUUACGGGGUACGAAAUCGAAAGCGUGUCCUGGGGCUACGUAAUCGAGCGUGGCUACGCGCUAGAAAUGAAUCUAAUGAAACAGCUUUCUCGCGUCCCAUCCGUGGACAAGGUGCAAGUGACGGAGGAGGAACAGCGGGAACUGUUGGAGAUGCAUGACUACAGUGCGGGGCUGAAAAUUCCGGGCCGCAUCCUACUGGACAUUUGGCGUCUGAUGCGGCACGAGAUCGCUCUUACGUCGUACACGUUCGAAAACGUCGUGUACCACGUGCUGCACCGGCGUGUUCCGAACCAUUCCUACAGACAGUUGACCCGCCUGUGGAACAAAUCGUACAGCCGCUGGGUAGUGCUAGAGUACUAUCUGGAGCGUGUGAAUGGAAACUUUGAGAUUCUGCACCAGCUCGAUCUGAUUGGCCGAACGGCAGAGCUGGCCAAACUGUUUGGCAUACAGUUCUACGAAGUGUUGUCCCGUGGAUCACAGUUUCGAGUGGAAAGUAUGAUGUUGCGCAUCGCCAAACCGAAAAACUUUGUGUCCGUUUCGCCCAGCAUCCAGCAACGGGCGCAUAUGCGUGCACCGGAGUACUUGCCACUGAUCCUGGAACCGAACUCUCGCUUCUACGCCGAUCCGAUAAUUGUGCUGGACUUUCAGAGUUUGUAUCCGAGCAUUAUCAUUGGCUACAACUACUGUUUCUCCACGUGUUUGGGGCGUAUCGAGCACCUGGGAGAGGACACUACGUCGUUCGAGUUCGGUGCAUCGCAUCUGCGCGUUCCACCAAAGAUGCUGAAGGCGCUGCUGGACAAGAAUCUGAUCACAUUUUCUCCCUGCGGCAUAGCGUUCGUAAAGAAGCGCGUGCGGGAGGGAGUGCUACCGCGCAUGUUGAGCGAGAUCCUCAACACUCGCCUGAUGGUGAAGAAAUCGAUGAAGCUUCACAAGGACAACACCACCCUGCAGCGUGUGCUCCAUUCGCGUCAGCUCGGGUUGAAGUUGAUCGCGAACGUGACGUACGGCUACACGGCGGCCAAUUUUAGUGGACGCAUGCCGUGCGUUGAGAUUGGCGACAGCGUCGUGGCAAAGGGACGAGAAACGCUCGAACGAGCGAUCAAGCUAGUCGAGUCAACGGAACGUUGGGGAGCCAAGGUGGUGUACGGCGAUACGGACUCGCUGUUUGUGCUCUGUCCGGGGCGAAGCAAGGCGGAUGCGUUCAAAAUAGGCGCCGAGAUUGCUGAAGCUGUUACUAAAGAAAAUCCAGCGCCGGUCAAGCUAAAGCUGGAGAAAGUCUACCAGCCAGCGAUACUGCAGACGAAGAAACGGUACGUGGGAUACAUGUACGAAUCGGCAGAUCAAGAGACACCGGUGUACGAAGCGAAAGGCAUCGAGACGGUCCGCCGAGAUGGAUGUCCUGUGGUGGCAAAGAUGCUCGAGAAGGUGUUGCGCAUACUGUUCGAAACUUGCGACGUGUCGAAGGUGCGGCAGUACACUUGUCGACAGUUUACGAAAAUUCUCGAGGGACGCGUCAACCUGCAGGACUUCAUAUUUGCGAAGGAGUUUCGGGGCGAGAGCGGUUACAAACCGGGGGCAUGUGUACCGGCCUUGGAGCUGAUGAGAAAGUGGAAGCUAACCGAUCCGCGCCGUGAACCUCGCCAUGGACAGCGAGUUCCGUACGUGAUAGUGAGUGGUCCACCGCUUGUUCCCCUCAUUCGUCUGGUGCGAAGUCCCGACGAACUGCUCGCGAACGAAGGUCUCAAAAUUAAUGCUAAUUACUACAUUACGAAGGCUAUUAUUCCACCGCUCAAUCGGUGUCUUCUGCUAAUCGGCGCGGAUGUUAACCAGUGGUACAACGAGCUGCCCCGCAAGACCCUUAUGUUACACAAUACCGGUGGUGGUGUUGCACCGGGCGAUAAGCUGCCUGCAACGACGACCGAUCAACAGAUGCAUAAAAAAGUUACAAUCUCGCAGUACUUUUCGACCACAAACUGCGUCGUGGACUGUGGAAAACAGACGCACCACGGCGUGUGUAAGGACUGUCGCCAGCAGCCCCAGCGAGCGCUGGUGCAUGUGAUGAACAAAGUAAACAAGCUGGAACGGAAACUGGAGCUCACCGAAAAGAUGUGUCGAUCGUGCUGCCAGCGCACGUUUGAAACGGCCUGCAGCUCUUUGGACUGCCCCGUAAUGUUUUCGCUAAAUCGCCGUACGCUGGAACACAAGCAAGUGCAGUACUAUCGGGAUCUGAUCGAGCAGCUGUUCUAGGGAAAUACUAAUCGCCGAACCAAUCGAGCCGUCCAAUCGAGCCGUCCAAUGUCGCAGCAGGUAUUGACAAUAGACCCAACAUUUCUCAAACCGACACGAAGCAGCAGCUGGUGGCGAUUUAGAGACGGAAAGAACAUUAACUUUUAUUUAUCAUUAAACGGCAUUCAUUACAAAGUCGUAUUUUCCUCCCUCCCCUUUGCCAUUAAGGCACAAACGCACAAAAACGACGUGCAUAAGCGUGCUUAAGUCGAUUGCAGCUGAUAGCAGCUGAUAAAAUACAAACAUCGUUCGACGCUUCUUUACUUCUAUACCUGUGGGUAAACGCUAGCACCGGCGAUUGAUUCCUAUGCCAUUGAGUGGCGGCGGGUGUGCUCUCCCGCCUUGCAGAUAACGAAACGUAAUACUUCCUGUGUGUCGUCGUUACCUGAAGCACGCUUCAGCACUCGCUGACUGUGCAGUUACGCUACCGUUAAGGCACAUCGUUCCCAGAAGCGAUGCAAAGUUAGGUGUUGCUAUGACUGGUUCGCAAUACUGUGUACUGGAUUACGGUGACUAGGCGGGUAGGGCAGGAACUCGCGGUAAGAUUAAGUAGCUGCCCGAAUAGUUAUUUCACAGAAGCUCAGCAGUAAAGUCGGCAGUUUGCGUGCAAGAGAAGAUGGUGAUGAUGAUCGAAGUGCUAGGUCACGAUCGAAGAACAGGUGUUUGUCGCGCGUGAUGCUGCUCCAAUCA
Molecule: messenger RNA, 7550 nt
Organism: Anopheles stephensi (Asian malaria mosquito)
Lineage: Eukaryota; Metazoa; Arthropoda; Insecta; Diptera; Culicidae
Gene: DNApol-zeta
Product: DNA polymerase zeta catalytic subunit
Exons: 10
Coding region: 276-6821 (2181 amino acids)
Biological process (GO): double-strand break repair via homologous recombination; error-prone translesion synthesis
Cellular component (GO): zeta DNA polymerase complex; nucleus
Molecular function (GO): DNA binding; DNA-directed DNA polymerase activity; nucleotide binding
Source: RefSeq, a predicted model, not a curated record